Messenger RNA from Eriocheir sinensis (Chinese mitten crab), 6796 nucleotides. Its product is annotated as vesicle-fusing ATPase 1-like. The record is from RefSeq and is a predicted model, not a curated record. Gene Ontology annotation, biological process: intra-Golgi vesicle-mediated transport; SNARE complex disassembly; Golgi to plasma membrane protein transport. Gene Ontology annotation, molecular function: ATP hydrolysis activity; ATP binding. NCBI's taxonomy places the organism in Eukaryota, Metazoa, Arthropoda, Malacostraca, Decapoda, Varunidae. The transcript is spliced from 9 exons. Gene Ontology annotation, cellular component: Golgi stack. Bases 411 to 2654 code for a protein of 747 amino acids.
AAUGCACUACACUACAGGCAAUGCAAUUGCUGCCACACGCCCCUACAAACCCGAUGAGAAACCUGCAAGGGUGCGGAGGUGAAUGAAGAUCAGUAUUGAGCGAAGGGCGGUUGCGGCGGCGCAGUGUGACAGGAGCUUUGCAGCGAGGCGCAGUGACGGCCAGUCUACUCCAAGACCCCAAGGUUGUGGCUGUUGUCACAAUUCCCAGACACACGGCCGAGCAGCCCAAUCUUGACACUCCCCAUUGGAUUGUGGAAGUCUCUGCCUGGCACCCUGUUACUCCUCGAUAGCCAGGCAAACACCUUGUCACGGCAGCAGCCGAGUUGGAGGUUCCCGCGCCGCCUUCCUCGCUGCGGGUUUCGCAAGCCUUGCGUUGUGUUGUGUCUGUGUACAUCGCCUUUGCCGCCGCCAUGUACGGGGGGAUGAUGAGGGUUGCCAAGUGUCCCAACGAGGAACUCUCCUUCACCAAUUGCGUGAUAGUCAACGAGAAUGAUUUCCCUCUCAAAGUCAAGUACAUUCAGGUUACAGCUGAGCAAGGGCGGCAGUAUAUCUACACCAUCAGACAUGACCGGGGGGUGAAGCCUGGUCACAUGGGCUUCAAUGCCAUCCAGCGCAAACAGGCAAUGCUUUCCCUUGACCAAGAGAUCCGAGUGGAGCCCUACGUACAUGACCCACAGAGGCAGCUAAUUGGCACAAUGGUGAUAGAGGCUGACUUCCUGCAAAAAAAGAGCACUACCAAUGAGCCUUACAACACAGACCAGAUGUCGAUGGCCUUCAUGGAGCAGUUUGCCAAGAAUGGGUUUACUGUUGGCCAGCCUCUUGUAUUCAAGUUCCAGGAUAAAAAGACACUGUCCCUCACCAUCAAAGAAAUUGAAGCUGCAGAUCCAGAGGCAGUUGCAUCAGGAAAGAAAAGGGAACCCCGCAAGAUAGACUUUGGAGUGUUGCAGCCCAAUUCUUCACUUAUUUUCGAAAAGAGUGAAGGCUCCUUUUUGAUUCUUACUGGCAAAGCAAAGGCCCGCUCAUCUCACACCAGCCUGUUUUCAGCUGACUGGGACUUUCAGAAGAUGGGUAUUGGUGGUCUAGAUGAACAAUUUAUUCAGAUCCUGAGAAGAGCCUUUGCUUCCAGAGUCUUCCCACCAGAAGUGACAGAACAGUUGGGAGUAAAGCAUGUUAAAGGUCUUCUGUUGUAUGGACCUCCAGGUACCGGCAAAACCUUGAUGGCCCGCCAAAUAGGGAAGAUGCUCAAUGCUCGAGAGCCAAAAAUCGUCAAUGGCCCAGAAAUCCUAGACAAGUAUGUGGGAGAGUCUGAGGCCAAUGUGCGCCGCCUUUUUGCUGAGGCUGAGGAAGAGGAAAAGAGGAUGGGACCAAACUCUGGGCUUCACAUCAUCAUCUUUGAUGAGAUUGAUGCCAUCUGCAAACAGAGAGGUUCUGUUGCUGGCAGCACUGGUGUCAACGAUACUGUUGUCAACCAACUGCUGUCCAAGAUUGAUGGUGUGGAGCAACUCAACAAUAUUCUGGUUAUUGGCAUGACCAACAGAAAGGACAUGAUGGAUGAAGCUCUAUUGAGGCCGGGCAGAUUGGAAAUUCAAGUAGAAAUUGGACUUCCUGAUGAACAGGGUCGUUUUGACAUCCUGAAGAUUAAAACAGCAAAGAUGGAGGAGCACAAUAAGCUGGACCGUGAUGUUGAUCUUGCAGAGGUUGCAUCUUUGACAAAGAACUUCUCAGGAGCAGAACUUGAGGGCCUGGUUAAGGCUGCCUCAUCCUCAGCCCUGAAGCGCUACAUUCAUCUUGGAAAUAAAAUUGAAGUUGAUCCAAAUGCCAUUGACAAGCUAAAAAUUACAAGAUCAGACUUUAUAUAUUCUCUUGAAAAUGAUGUGAAGCCUUCUUUAGGCACCAGUGAUGAAGCUUUGUCAAAGUUUAUUGAACGAGGAAUUAUUAAUUGGGGAGCAACCAGAGAACUAGUGGAGAAGGGGUUGAUGUUUGUCAAACAGGCAAGGUCUCCUGAAACUAGCAAUCGCCUUUGCCUUUUGCUUGAAGGAGCACCAACUGCAGGUACAUCUGCAAUGGCAGCCUAUUUAUGCAAAAACUCCGACUUCCCUUUCAUCAAAGUACUUAAUUCUCGAGACAUGGUUGGUUUUAUGGAGUCUUCCAAGUGUUUUAAAAUUAGUAAAAUAUUUGAUGAUGCAUAUCGCUCUGAAUUGAGCUGCAUCUUUAUGAACGACCUUGAACACUUGAUGGGGUAUUCACCAAUUGGUCCCCGAUACCAGUCCCUUGUUUUGGAUGCCAUGUACUCUCUUCUGUCGGCAUCCCCUCCUCCUGGUCGCAAGCUCCUUGUCAUUUGCACUUCUAAACGCCGCUCAGUGCUAGAAGAGCUGGGUCUCCUCUCCGCCUUCACAGCUGUCAUCAGGGUUCCAUACAUUGCACAUGUGGAGGAUGUCAGACUGGUCCUGGAAGAGUCGCAAGCAAUGAGCCCAGAGGAGAUUGAUGCUGUCAUGAAACACAUUCGUCAUGGAAAAGUCUUUGUUGGAGUUAAAAAGUUGCUGGGUCUCCUAGACAGUAUGCGUGUCAUGAAAGGAGUUGAUUGCCGCAAGAGAGUAGCUGCAUUUGUCAACUUGUUAGAAGAUGAGGAGUAUACACACAAGAACUAUAAUUAGAAAGAUGAAGCAAUUUGAGCUGACCCAUGGCCAUAUAAGUGGAACAAGAUAUCUUGUGAUAAGAAGAAAGUAUACAUGGUGAGUACCAGUAUGAUUAUUUUCUCAUUGUUGAAUAUGAAUUUUCAAUUACGUAUAUAAUAAACAGUGAAUAAACUGAGAUAAACUGGGUACCAUGCUACCAUCAUGUAUAAGCAGUUCUUGUGAGUUACAUGAAAAUUGAUUUGACAAGUUCUGAAAUCAAGGUGCAGUAGUAAUGCAUGGGAAAAGUGGUCGUCUAAUUGUUUGGCUUGGCUUUAGUACUAAAUAUAGAACAUGAUGCAGAUAUGUCAGCUGAUUUUUUUUCUCCACAUUGAGGUAAAUAUACAAAAUUAUAGUUCCCUCCACUGUGGUGUCUUAGUUACUCACUUGCUUUGGCAUAAUAAAUGAGCAAAAUAUAAUGUACAUAAGAUGUCAGACAUAUCCUUAAUCAUUCAUAGUGAGCUUCUUCCUCUUCUUUAAGAUUUACCCCUUUAAUAAGGGGACAGGGCCUUUGCACAUAGGCGGCCCUGUGCUGCUGCUAUGGAUUCCUUUACUUUGUAAGUACAAGUAGCUUGAGUUUAUCAUCUGCUGCUGAUUUUUAUUUACCCAGCUGUGGAGAAGGUAAUGGUAGCCAUAUAAAAUAAUAGAUGAAAUCUAGAUAUUACUAAUAAUUCUAGCUUCCAUAUUAAUCAUUCAAAUACAUCUGUACCCAUAUGUAUGUAUAUCAAUAUAGAUUUACUACAUUGGAAAAUUGGUGUGGUAUUUAAAAUUAUCAUCACUCAUAAUAUCACUGAAAUUAAUAAUAAUCACAAAACCUCUUUAUAUAACCAUCAUAUGUAUGAGAGUAAGAUACCAGUAUCAAUAACAAUAUCAAAAAGGAUUAGGUUGUGGAAUUUGAAGGAUGGGGAAUCAAGGAAUGAGUUUGAAAAAUGGUUUGGUGAAAAGAUUGAUUCAACUGAAUGCUCCCAGAAAUAAUUGAAGGGUAAUAUAUUGUAAGAUGGAAAAGAAGUAUAUGGAUAAAUACCAGGCAAGAUUUACAUAAAUUUACAUAGAAAAUCAGACCACACAAAACCCAUGGUCCAGACUAGGUGCUCUGUCCUUAAACCUAAGUGAUUCUACACUAAUCAGAUGGCUCUGAAACGUUGCACUUCAACUCUAGCUAAUAUUAAGUUCAAGGAAGUGAUGGUCGAGUUUGUUUUUAAAGGCGUCAAUCGUGUUACACUGGACCACUGAAGGUGGGAGCUUAUUCCAUUCUCGCACUACAACAUUGGUGAAGAAAAAUUUGGUGCAAUCUGAAUUUACUUGUUUACAUUUGAAUUUUAUGCCAUUCUUCCUCGUUCGCAAAGUGUCAUCGAUCAUAAACAAUUCUGAUCUGUCUACAUUCGUGAAACCAUUAAGUAUUUUAAAACAUUUGAUCAGUGUUCCUCGGAGGCGACGUUUCUCAAGAGAGAACAUGUUAAGGGUGGAAAGCCUUUCUUCGUAGGAUUUGUUGCGCAAGGAAGGGAUCAUUUUUGUUGCCCAAUGCUGAACACCUAAUUUAGCAAUGUCCUUUGCAUGGUGGGGAGACUGAAACUGUACUGCAUAUUUCAAGUGGGGUCUGACUAUACUAUUGUAGAGUGGAAGUAUUACAUAUUUAUUCUUGAAUAAAAAGUUUCUUUUAAUGAAGCCCAACAUUCUGUUCGCUUUAUUUGCUGCAUCGAUGCAUUGCUGUGAGAAUUUGAGGUUUGACGCGAUUUUGACCCCCAGGUUCUUAACGCAUUGAAUGCUUUUGAGUUUAACGCCGCGCAUUUCAUAAUCAAACUUCUUAUUUCUUGUUCCAACUUUGAAUUGUCUUUCCUGGAAUGUCUUAUUCCUUGAUAAGGGAACAAUUGACAAAAAAAAUGAAAUGAUCAUAUGUAUAUAUGCAAGAAAUUUGGUCGAAAUAAAUCAUGGAGUCGGCCCAUUACCGUGUAGAACUCAUGAAAUUAUUCUAUAAAUGCACAGGCACAUAUCUCUGUACCAAAGCACUGGUACAAAACUUAGUAAUUUAUUUCCUUACUGCAAUCCUAGUUUUAAAUUAGGAAUAAUAUCGCAUCACAAUUUAGUGAUAGUAAAUUGAUGUAAAGGUAAAGGUAAAGUUAGGGGGAUAUGCUAUAGCUGUGCAUGCCUCAUGAUGUGUAAGGUAAAUAAUAUUGAUGUAGAUGACCACAAAAUGUAUGUGCUCCAACCCCUAAAAUCCAGAGUGCUCAGUUCCAAAAUCAUGGAACAUGAGAAUUUUACUUCCAUACAUAAAAUGGAUUCACUUUACCUCUGGAAUUCCAGAAUGCUGAUGUUCCAGAAUCAUAGAAUUCAUUGCUAAACAUUAGAAGAAUAACUGAUACUGUAUGAAGAACUGAAUGCAUUCUGUGGUUGCAGUAGCCUUGCCUAUUGAAAAAUAAUACCAAUAAUGUUGCAUGACAAUGAAAGUAAAGUUAUAGAAGUCUGAGGUACCUUGUGGACCAAUGAUGAUGCUUGUUCUUGAUCUUAUUUUUGUUAAUAACUUGUGUAUUCAGAUAAUGUAAUUGUUAUAACCCCUGAUCUGGACCAAGAACAUGCAGCAUUGAUGCACGAGUCAUAUAAAUAACAUUAUACUGAUUGUUUUAUUUCAGUGCUGUCUCUAUUUUUGAUUAAGUGUGUGAAGGGAGUAGGUGUUCUCAUCUGUAUCCCUCAUUUCACCAAGUGUUUUGUAGAGUAUCAUAUAAUAUCAUGUUGGCAUCUCAGUAGUAUUAAGAAUAAUGAUAGGCAUAUUGUUUCUAUGCAGGAUUAUAAAUGAAUAUUGUAGCAAACUUAUCAGACAGAUGUUCAAACACAAAGUAUAGGAGUGUUAUUUAUAUUGCAGUGUAUUUGAAAUACCGGUAUUAUUUUAUAAAAUGCAAAUUUGAGUUAAAGUGUUAAAUAUUCUGAAGUCUGUGUAGAAUUAAAUAAAGACAAUAAUCUCUGAUUUGAACAGAGCAUUGGAUGAAAGGGAUGUGUGAAGCAACAAAGUAUCUGAAAAUGAAACAUUUUAGCAUAAACUAAACCCAUAAUAUAUGUUUGAGCUAAUUCUGUGUUAUCAUGACAACAAAUGAGAAAUUUAUAAUUCCCACUUCUGUAAUUUCUUGAAUUAAUUUCAGAAGGAUUAUAUCACUUGCCUUUAUUUCUUUAUUGUAAUUGAUAAUAUAGCACUAUUUUGCAGAAGACUCAUGGGAAUAACAUUAUGAUUAUAAGUGUUUUGGAUGUCUUUGUUUGCACUGGUUUGUAAAGCACAGGUAAUUACAUGGCAGACUUCAUUAUUAAUUUCUUAGUCAUAUCAUUACCAUAUUCAGUAAAAGUUUGUUAAUCCAUUUUGCAGCGAACCAGCCUCAUGCUGCAUUAUCAGAUAUGCUGGACUAUUGGGUGGUAGUACAUGUAUGAACAAUAAGUUGGUACGAUUUAUUUAUUUAUCUAUUUAUUGUGAUUAUUAUUUUUCCUUCAGUCUGGUCCCCCUUGUAUUGAUGAGUCUUAGUGAUAAGGAAAGGAAAGAGGAGGAAUGUUAUGUUUUCCACCAUCUGUGGAGCAGAUACCACCUGGUUUGCCACCACUCUUGUUGAUAGAUGGAUCUUAGUAAAAAGGAAGGCCAGAGAGAGAAGGAUAGAAGGAAGCUGGAAUGAAAUUGAGGAUGUGAUAGAAAACAAUCCACAGGUGAUGUGUGGACAACACAGCUGGCGAUGGGACUGGAGUAUGAAAUGGGAGAUGGAGUUCAAUGUGAAGAAAUGUCAUGUAAUGGAAAUGGGAAAGAGUAAAGGAAGACCAAAAUGGACAUAUAGAAUGGGAGAUGGAGAAAUACCUGAUAUUAAAAAAAGUUCAAGAAGAAAGAGACCUGGGAGUGACAAUUCAGGAUAAUCAACAGCCUGAGAGUCAUGUUAAUAGGAUAUUCGAUGGUACUUAUAGAAUGGUAAGAAAUAGGAUUAACAUUCCACUAUAUACAUGGAUAAGGAUAUGAUGAUAAAGAUAAUAACCACUAUGAUUAGACCAAAAUUGGAAUAUGCAGAAACGGUGUGGUCUCCCCAUAAGAAGAACCCCCCCAAAAAAUAGAAAGAAUACAAUGGAUGGCAACAAAAAUGGUUCCAGAACUGGAGGGAUUGUCA